Camarhynchus parvulus is the source of this 556-nucleotide messenger RNA. It is a transcript of the gene LAMTOR2, whose product is annotated as late endosomal/lysosomal adaptor, MAPK and MTOR activator 2. The record is from RefSeq and is a predicted model, not a curated record. Gene Ontology annotation, molecular function: molecular adaptor activity; guanyl-nucleotide exchange factor activity. Lineage: Eukaryota; Metazoa; Chordata; Aves; Passeriformes; Thraupidae. Bases 36 to 413 code for a protein of 125 amino acids. Gene Ontology annotation, cellular component: Ragulator complex. Gene Ontology annotation, biological process: positive regulation of TOR signaling; cellular response to amino acid stimulus. The transcript has 4 exons.
GGCCGCACCCCCGCCCCGCGGUGCCGGCGGCGGCCAUGCUGCGGCCCAAGGCCCUGACGCAGGUGCUCAGCCAGGCCAACACCGGCGGCGUCCAGAGCACGCUGCUGCUGAACAACGAGGGCUCCUUGCUUGCCUACUCUGGCUAUGGGGACACUGAUGCCAGGGUCACUGCAGCCAUCGCCAGCAACAUCUGGGUGGCCUACGACAAAAACGGGCACCAGGCGUUCAAUGAGGACAACCUCAAAUUCAUCCUCAUGGACUGCAUGGAGGGGCGAGUGGCCAUCACACGGGUGGCAAACCUGCUGCUCUGCAUGUACGCCAAGGAGACGGUCGGAUUUGGGAUGCUGAAAGCCAAGGCACAGGCACUGGUCCAGUACCUGGAGGAGCCACUCACACAGGUGGCUGCAUCGUGAGCAGGCAGGGGAGGGCCCUGACAGCAUCACCAUCACCGUGGGUUGGGCAUGAGGGGCCCCACGGGCAUCCCAGAGCUCCAGUGUGGUCUGAAAAAUAAUGUGGCAGGAAUCCAGAAUCUGGGGUGAAUAAAGUGUGUUUGAUG